Messenger RNA from Lathyrus sativus (Indian pea), 861 nucleotides. Lineage: Eukaryota; Viridiplantae; Streptophyta; Magnoliopsida; Fabales; Fabaceae. The record is from the annotation of a GenBank genome assembly.
AUGUCUCAGGUUGAUAACAGAAAUUCCUCAGCUGCUAAGCGUGCCAGGACUGAUGGUAGCCGUAGGGAAGAUGAUUGGACAUGUCCCAGCUGUGGCAAUGUCAAUUUCUCUUUCAGGACAACCUGCAAUAUGCGUAACUGCACCCAACCAAGGCCUGCUGAUCAUAAUUCUAAAUCUGCUGUGAAGCCUCUUCAAGCUCCACAGGCCUAUUCAGCUGCACCUCCGUAUAUAGGCUCCAAUGCCCCCCCUUCAAUAUAUCUUGGUGUUCCACCAUACGGGUCUUCUUUAUUCAAUGGAUCACCUGUUCCUCCCUAUGAGGUUCCAUUUUCUGGAGGAUCAGCGGCCUAUCACUACAAUUAUGGAGGCCGCCUUUCUGCUGGCAGUCCAUAUAGGCCACUGCAUCUAGCAGGACCGGCACCAUACGCAAGUGGAUCCAUGGUGGGAAACGGUGGGAUCUAUGCCAUGCCUCAGUUAUUGGAUCGUUAUGGCCUCGGUGUCCCUGUUGGACCUGGAACAAUGGGCACUAGGCCAGGAUUUUUUCGCGAUGACAAGUCUCAGAAAAAGGGAGGAGAUGCAACUCGUGACAAUGAUUGGGCAUGUCCAAAAUGUGGCAACGUCAAUUUCUCAUUUAGAACUGUCUGCAACAUGAGAAAGUGCAACACUCCCAAGCCUGGAUCCCAGGCCUCGAAGUCUGAGAAGAACUCCAAGCAAAAGAUGCCCGAGGGAAGCUGGAAGUGUGAAAAAUGUAAUAACAUAAAUUACCCAUUCCGAACCAAGUGCAACAGACAGAAUUGUGGUGCUGACAAGCCAGCUGAGUCAGAUAAAUCUCCCUCAUCAUCUCCCGAACAAAAUGACCAGUGA